GGCCAUCAACGAAAGGAAUCUUCAGUCGUUGGAAUACACUCGUGCGUCGUGGACACAACUGAAAACGUUCUGGCGCCGGAAACUUGCACGUGGCAACGGUACUUGGUCCUUUAGUCCCGUUCUCUCAUCGCCGCCGUGCGCGUGUGUUGGUGUGCGUUGGUGUGACGGAUUGCGGCUGUAUGAGUGUAUCAUCGCCAGCUGUAAAUUCCUCAGUAAAUACAAGAAAAAAUAAGUUGUGAAUCCUUAAUAAUCUCGUGUGGAUGGUAGCAAAUUCUGUCGGAAUGAAAAACGUGGAAUAACAACAUAAUACAAAAAAUAAAAAUAUUCUCAUUUAUUCGAAGCCCAUCAAAAAAAUAUGAACGCAUAUACACGAAAGCGCCGGUUUAAAAUCACCAGUAAAAAUAAAAAUAAAAAUUAAAUUAAACAAAUAAAAUGUAGCAACGAAUCAAUUUAUAACAAAGGAUCUAUCGAAAAACGGAAAGCAACGACAACAAACAAAGGCAAAUAUAAAUGCUGAAUCCCGUGAAAAGUGAAAGCAAUUGAAAUUCGCUUCAAAACAUGAAAUGAAAUAUUUCUCGGUGCAGGAUAUAUGAAAAAUCAACAGAACGGUUUCCCAAUAGUAUAUGUGUACCCAUAAGUGAGUGCGUGUGCAAUUGUGUGAACACCUACAAAGAAAAGAAAAGCGGAUACGUCAAAUAGAGGAGAAAAAGGAUACGCGAGCUUAAAGUUAAAGAAAAGCCAAGCAAACCGAAGUCGAGGAUUAUUUUCGCCAACAGUGGAAACAAUAAACCUGCCAGCAGUCAUAAGAGCAGCAGCAAUAUACAGGGAUGCGUGUACAUAGAUCUGUGACUUUCAUGUGAUCACGAUGAAAUCCAGUCAGCUGUCAGCUAGUCUCGUCAUCCCAGCCCUUCAGCACAGAUAGUCUAGAUGAUCAGAAAGAAGUCGAGUCAAUUCAGAGCCACAUCGAAAUAGGUGAAGACAGUUUAACAAUAGCUCGCUCAGGUCGCACAACGUGAAGCUCCACUGUGCCAGGAUGGGGGAAAGUCAGCUGCUGCUGUUGCUGCGGCUCCUGCUGCUUCCUACAGUCCUCAUUGGCUGGAUGGACUGUGCCGGGGCCUCCACGGCGGACAUCUACAAGGGCGCCCGCCUGGGCCACCGCAUCGUCCAGACGCGCUACGGCCGACUUCAUGGACUCAUCCUGCCCCUGGACAGUUUUCGCUUCCUGCGAUCCGUGGAGGUCUUCCUGGGCGUGCCAUAUGCAACGCCUCCCACCAAACAAAAUCGGUUUAGUCCCACGAGAGCACCAGCGCCUUGGGACGGCAUCCGGAUAUCGGAUAAAUACAGUCCCGUGUGUCCGCAGCGUUUGCCCAAUAUCCAAAAUGAGACGGCGGCGCUGGAGAAGAUGCCCAAGGGUCGCCUGGAGUACUUGAAGAGAUUGCUGCCCUUUCUGGAAAACCAGUCCGAGGAUUGUCUGUACCUAAAUGUGUUCUCGCCGGUCAAUGCCGGGGCCAAUGAGAAGAAGUUGCCGGUGAUUGUGUUCAUACACGGCGAGUCCUUCGAGUGGAGCAGCGGAAAUCCUUACGACGGCAGUGUCCUGGCGAGCUACGGGGAAGUUGUGGUGGUAACACUCAACUACCGACUAGGAAUAUUGGGUUUCCUCAACGCCAAUCCCAAUCCACAUGCCCAUGCCAGAGUGGCCAACUACGGGCUGAUGGACCAGAUGGCCGCCUUGCAUUGGAUCCAGCAGAAUAUCCAAAAGUUUGGCGGAGAUCCCAAUUCGGUGACGUUGGCGGGUCACGGAACGGGUGCAGCCUGUAUUAAUUACCUGAUGACCUCGCCUACAAUGGUGCGUGGUCUCUUCCAUCGGGCUAUUCUCAUGUCCGGAUCGGCGUACUCAUCGUGGGCCCUGGUCGAGGAUCCAGUACUAUUUGCCAUCAAGCUGGCCAAGGAGGUGAACUGCACCAUUCCCGAUGACAUCAAUCGGCACCACGAGCAGAUUGUCGAUUGUCUGAGGGAUGUGCCCCUGGAGGACCUCUACUUAGCCGACAUUCAGGCUCCCAAUUUCCUCACAUCCUUCGGGCCAUCGGUUGAUGGCGUUGUCAUACGACCCGGGCAUUCCAAUCUCGAUAUCGAUGAUUUAAUGGCGCGCAACUCGAGGCGCUCGUCAGCGGACUCCGGCUUCCAGUCGUCCGCCGGAGGUGGUGGCGGACAAGGAGGCGGUGCCAGUGGCGGAGGAGGCGGUGGCUCCGGAUCGGCGUUCGGCGGUGGAUAUUUCGGCAGCGGCGGGGGCGGAACGAUGAACAUGGGCGGUCACUAUGACGUCCUGUUUGGCGUCGUUACGGGCGAAUCGAUUUGGCGCUUCAGUGCCCACGAUAUACAAAAUGGUUUCGAGGGCGAGAGACGCGAUAAAAUUAUCCGCACCUACGUCCGCAACGCCUACAAUUAUCACCUCAACGAGAUUUUCUAUACGAUCGUCAACGAGUACACGGAUUGGGAUCGCACCUCACAGCAUCCGAUCAAUACCCGCGAUACGGCUGUGGCCGCCCUAUCCGAUGCCCAGUUUGUGGCACCGAUUGUGCGGGCUGGUGAUAUCCUGGCGGCCAAUUCCCCGCCGCCGGUCAGCUCAUCCUCGCCCGCUGGGUCGGCAGGUGCAAAUGCGGCUGCUUCGACCUCGGCGGGCUCCACUCAGCCAUCCGGUCGGUGCUACUUUUACGUGUUCGAUUACCAGACAAAGGACGGCGACUAUCCCCAGAGGAUGGGCACUGUGCACGGCGAGGACUUGCCCUACAUUUUCGGCGCCCCACUGGUCGACGGCUUUAGUCACUUUCCGCAGAACUACACCAAAUCGGAGACGGCUCUUUCCGAGGCGGUGAUGAUAUUCUGGACCAACUUUGCUCGCACCGGCAAUCCCAAUGAACACCAUCGCCAGGACUCGUCGCUGCCGGUUUCAAAGGAGCGCAACCGCUUUCGCAGCAUCACCUGGGAAAAUUAUGAUCCGCUGCAUCAGAAGUAUUUGGAAAUAGGAAUGAAGCCGCGCAUUAAGAAUCACUUUCGGGCCCAUCAACUCUCGAUUUGGCUGCGCCUGAUACCGGAGCUCCAUCGCGCCGGUAUGGAGGAUGUGAUAGCCCGGCACAAUCUGUUCCGCAAUCACGACGAUAUGGACCUGUACGAGGGACCCGUUAAACCGGAUCCGUUUGGCAUAUCGACAGCCGCCGGAGCAACUGGCUCCUCAUCCUCGUCGUCGUCCUCAUCCCGCCUCCUGCUCGUCGAUGAGCAAUUGAUGAUGAAGAAGGGACGCGGCCUGAACGGCUCGGCCUAUUUGAACGGCAUAUUGGGCGUGACCACCGUGGAGCCGAACAACAUGUACACGACCUGCAUACCCAUUGGAGGAAACUACUCGAGCAGCGGUGGUGUCUUCGCACCGACCACUCUGGCCAACGCCUCCUCGGACACUCUGGCCUCCGGGUUCGAGGCAGCCGGCUAUGCGGCCUAUUCGACGGCCCUGAGCGUUACGAUUGCCAUUGGUUGCAGCCUGCUCAUACUCAACGUGUUGAUUUUUGCCGGAGUCUACUAUCAGCGCGACAAGACGCGGCUGGAGGUGAAGACACUGCAGAAGCAGUACCAGCAGCGCAGCCUGCACCAGCAGGUGCCCUACCCACCUGAGCCCAUCAAGCACGCCCACUACCACAUGGGUCACUCGCAGAGCUCGGCCAAUGUCAUCGUGGACGUGGAGAGCCAUCAGGACCAGGCCGGCCAGGCGGCCAUGUUGCUCCAAGCCGCAGCAGCAGCCGCCGCAGCAGCGGCCAACGAUGUGAAGCCACCGCCACCGCACAUCUGCUCAAACACAGGAAUGCAACAGCAGCAGCAAGUGGGUGGUGGCAGCGGUGGGACCCUGAAUAACGGUGGCAUCGAGGGGUCUAAGGUGACCACAGACAACCUGGGCAACGUCACCUACAGCACCAGCUCCAAGCAGCAGCAACACCAGCAACAGCAGCAGCAGCGUGAGCACAUGCAAAUCAAGGGAAUGACCGGCACGCAAACAUUCGGACGAAGUGGCUCCGGAUCGGGAGGCGGGGCUGGGGGCGGAGCCGGUUCCGCUUCCGGUGGCGCCUCCGUGGUGGUGUCCGGCAGCAGCGUGAGCUACAAUCCCGGCAUGAUGACGCUGCCCAAGUCGGGCGGUCUCCAUCAUGCGGCCACUUUGAAUUAUGCGCGCAACACAGCCGCCUUGAAUAUGUCGGGCGGCGGCACCGCCCUGGUGGAUAGUCGCGGCAAUGUCCUGCUCACCAGCACCGCAGUGGGUCCUGGCAUGGGCGGUACUGGUGCUGGAGGAGGAUCCUCUGGUGGCGGCGGAGGCGGAGAUUGUAUGACCCUGCCACGCAAUCUUGGUCUGGCGGCCGCAGGACGACACAAUCCCACGACAGAGCUGCAGCAAUAUCAGCAGCAACAGCAGUCGAGCAAACAUCAGUCGAAUGGAGCUGUCCUCACUGGGAUGCAGUCGCAUCACAUACGUGGACCACGCCCACCGCUCCGCACCGCCUCCUCGACGACAACGAACAGCAGCAGCAAUAACUCGGCAAUGGGCGUGGCCGUGGGCGGAGGCGGGGGCGUUGGCAACAUGCUCCUGGACCAAACGCCAUCCGGCGGCAGCAGCAGCAGCGGCGUAAGCAGCGCACCCAGCUCCUCGAAGGGUCACCACACCCACUCGCACUCCCACGCCGCCCACCUGGUGCACUCGCACGGCGACGGCCUCGUCCUGACCUCCGCCUCGCCCGUGGGCGGCCAGCAGCAGCAGCACCCGCAGCAGCAUCAGCAUCCGCAGCAGCAGCAGCAAGUGCCGCAGGCGGCGAUGGACGAGAUGCGCGAGUUCUAUGCACCCAAGCAGCCGGAUGAUGACGGCCAACUCAAUGGGACACCAGUGGAUGCAGAUGCAGCGGGACAGGUGGCGGGUGCGGGGAGAGCCGGAGGAAUGGGUGCACCGCCCAUCUCCGCCAGUGACCACAAGCAGCGACAGCUGAAGAAGCUGCGCUUCAAGCGGGAAAUCCACGCCCUGGCGCUGGAGGGUGGCGAUGUGGCCAGGGGCUACUGCUCCUGCGACGAGCAGUGGACGAACUCCUCCUCGCCGACGUCCACCACCACAUCGGCCACCAUGUCCCCGACACUGCCGGCUGGCGGAAGUGCAGGCGGCGCUGGACGCCAUGCCACCGGAAACGGGCCUGGAAACUCCAGCGCUGGCAGCAGCGGUAUUGUCAAAAUGGCGGCGGCGACUGGAAAGCGCAGCGAGCGGCUCAAGCAGCAGCACCAUGUGCGCUUUUCCGACGAGAAGAACUUCUCGGACUGAGAGGGAAAACCAACUACUAGACUGCACCUAAUCUCUGUUUAGUCAUAGGCUAACCAUUUUCUUCCACCUCCUGCGAAACGGAGGGGAGAAGAUCAAACAAAUCAUCUGAAAACCCAACAAAUUAUAUGAAAAUCCGUAGAUAAAAGCUAUCAGCUAAGAGAAAAUUGUAAAUAUAGUUUGAAGGUGUUAGUUAAAUAUCUGUGUUUAGUUGCUCGAUAGAUCUGUUGUGAACCAUAUAUGCAUAUAUAUAAAUAUAUAUGAAUAUAAUCAAGUAGCCACGUAAGUGUAGCACAAAUGCAUUUUUUCCACUCAUCAGCAAAUUGAAAACAAAUAUUGAUGGAAAUUGUUGAUAACGGCAUUCUGUUGGCGGCAUUGUAAAUAAUCUAGAAAAAAUUAACACAAAUGUGGUAUUAUUUACUUAAAGUAAAAACACAAAAAUGAUAUAAAACUACACUAAAUAUAAAAGGAAACAAACAUGGCUCAAAAUAGAUUAGAUUAACAAAGAACGUAAUGAGAUGCAUAAUUAAAAACAAAUAACUAGUUAAUUAUUUAAAUUAAUACUCUGAGGAUGAGAAAUAAACAGUGACGCUUUUUUUUACUGUGUACAAAAGCAGCCGAUUCACUAGAGGAUAAAACUAAAAGUGCAUUAAUGCUUAAUUUAAUGAACGGUUUUUACACUCAAUCGAAUUAUUGCAGAGCAGGAAAUUUGUUGCAGAAAUGCAACAAGUCAAUUCGAUUUCAAUGCUUAUAAAUUAUUUGUUUUAUACUGUUUUUCCUUAUUGAUUUCCUACCAAACUAAUGAAAACUAUUGUAACUCAAAUAACUAUUGUCCUUUUUUUUAAUUUACUUUUCAUUUGAUAAAAUCCUACGAAUGUAAUAGUUACCUCAACCUAACAAAAACUGCCAACUUAUCGACUUUUUAAUUAAAUUUAAUUGUUUUUACUAAGUACUCUUCCAAUUUAUUUGUAAAGCAUUCAGAUAAAACUCAUAAAAAGCGUCGCCAAAAAUAAACACGAAAUAUGAUAUUUGUAUUUUUAAGACUAAAUUUAUAAUCGUCUAGUUUACAAUAUAAAACUGAGAAUGACACGUGAAAAACUAAAUUAAGUGAUCAAUAUGAAAUAAAGUUAAACUAAAUGAGAUAUAAACAAACCAUUAAACUAAAAACAAUAAAAGCUAAAUUAAACUAAAA
This is a messenger RNA of Drosophila simulans, 6527 nucleotides long. Its product is annotated as neuroligin 4-like. Bases 1034 to 5338 code for a protein of 1434 amino acids. Gene Ontology annotation, biological process: chemical synaptic transmission; synaptic vesicle endocytosis; postsynaptic membrane assembly. NCBI's taxonomy places the organism in Eukaryota, Metazoa, Arthropoda, Insecta, Diptera, Drosophilidae. The transcript has 14 exons. Gene Ontology annotation, molecular function: neurexin family protein binding; signaling receptor activity. Gene Ontology annotation, cellular component: postsynaptic membrane; synapse; cell surface. The record is from RefSeq and is a predicted model, not a curated record.